CACGGACCUAUUUCGAAGAGCGCGCCUUCACUUCCUGUUUUGCUCUGAAGGAACAACGUGGGUCCAGAGCAGCUCACCGGUGUGUGAGUGUUGUGAGUGUUGUGAGUGUGUGUGAGCCUCGUUCUCUCCCACGAUGCAGAUCUCCAGCGUGAACGACGUGAAGAUCUACAACCUCAGUCACGGGAAGUCUCUCCCAGAGUGGCUGUCAGAUCGAAAGAAGAGACAGUUACAGAAGAAAGAUGUCGACAUCGCUCGCAGGAUUGAGCUCAUCCAGGACUUUGAGAUGCCCACUGUGUGCACCUCUAUCAAAGUGUCCAGGGACGGUCAGUUCAUCCUGGCAACAGGCACUUACAAACCCAGGAUUCGCUGCUACGACACCUACCAGUUGUCCCUGAAGUUUGAGAGAUGUCUGGAUUCAGACAUUGUGGCCUUUGACAUCCUGUCUGAAGACUACUCUAAGUUGGUGUUUCUGCACUCUGACCGCUACGUGGAGUUCCACUCCCAGCACGGACACUACUACAAGACGCGGAUUCCCAAGUUCGGACGGGACUUUUCUUACCACUACCCCUCCUGUGACCUCUAUUUUGUGGGUUCGAGUUCCGAGGUGUUCAGACUGAAUCUGGAACAGGGGCGCUUCCUCAACUCACUCCAGACUGACGCUGUGGAAAACAAUGUGUGUGACAUCAACCCCAUCCAUCACUUGUUCGCCACAGGAACCUCUGAGGGACGGGUGGAAUGCUGGGACCCUCGCGUCCGGACCAGAGUGGGCAUUCUGGACUGCGCCCUGAGCAGCCUCGCCGAGGGAGCAGAAGUGCAGAGUUUGCCCGCCAUUAGUGCGCUGAAGUUCAACGGCUCCCUCACCAUGGCAGUCGGCACCAGCACAGGACAGGUGCUGGUCUAUGACCUGCGCUCCAGCCAGCCACUGCUGGUCAGAGACCACUUCUACAACCUGCCCAUCAAGUCAAUCAACUUCCACGAUCAACUGGACCUGGUUGUGUCUGCCGACUCCAAGAUCAUAAAGUUCUGGAACAAAGACACAGGCAAGGCCUUUUCCUCCAUACAGCCUCAGACCAACAUCAACGAUGUCUGCAUCUACCCCAAUUCAGGUAUGCUCUUCACCGCCAAUGAGGACCCCAAGAUGAACACAUUCUACGUGCCGGCCCUGGGCCCUGCACCUCGGUGGUGUUCCUUCCUUGACAACUUGACUGAGGAGCUGGAGGAGAGUCCGGAGAGUACAGUGUACGACGACUACAAGUUUGUGACCCGGAAGGACCUGGACAACCUGGGUUUGUCUCACCUGGUGGGAUCGUCUCUCCUGAGAGCCUACAUGCACGGCUAUUUCAUGGACAUCAGGCUUUAUCACAAGGUCAAAAGCAUGGCCAAUCCUUUCGCAUACGAGGAGUAUCGCAAGGAUAAGAUCCGCCAGAAGAUCGAGGAGUCCAGGACCCAGAGAGUCCAGGUUAAGAAGCUGCCCAAGGUGAACAAGGAGCUGGCCCUCAAGCUGAUGGAGGAGGGUGACGACGAGGCAGAGCUGGCUUCUAGGAAAAAGAAGGGCAAGGCUCUCCCCAGCGUCCUGGGAGACGACCGCUUCAAGGUGAUGUUCGAAAACCCGGACUACCAGGUGGACCAGCAGAGCGAGGAGUUCCGCCUCCUCAACCCCAUCGUCUCCAAGGUGGGACAAAAGAGGCAGAAGAAGAUGCGUCUACUGGCCCAGCAGGUCGCCGCCUCCAAACAGGCGGACGAGGACGAAGAGGAGCCCGAGGGGCAAGCCAGCUCCGAGGAGGAGAGUUCGGACGACGACAAGAGCUGGGUGGAGGAGGUGAGGGAGCAGCGGAGGCUGAUCCAUGAGGAGGGCCGAGACCGCCGGAGGCAGCAGAGAAAGGAAGCGGACCGCAACACCGUCCUGCUGGAGAGGGAACGGAACGGAGGAGAGGAAACCUCAAACGCGGCCGAGGGCAAGAAGACGAGUCGGCCUCAGUAUUAUCAGAUCAAAGCUGGGGAGGAGUUCAGAAGCUUUAACGACAUGGCCCGCAAGCAGAGGCUACAGAAGGCUUCUUUGGAGGACCGUCUGAAGUUGGAAGAGAACUCAGGAACCAGCAUCAUGGCCGACACCGCGGUCGGCAGCAAGCAGCUGACUUUCACUCUCAAAAAGUCUGAGCAGCAGAGGAAGCAGCAGCAGGCGGAGUGGGAACACCACGAGGAGAGGAGGAAGCUGAGGCGCUCGGCUGGACACCUGAGCAGCGAACGUGGGAGAGGACGCGGCGGCGGGAGAGGACGAGGCGGCGGGAGAGGACGAGGCGGCGGGAGAGGACGCGGCGGUGGCGGCAGAGCAAGAGGAGGAGGGAGGGGCCACUACUGAGAGGGGCGACCUCGUCCUCAUCCAGGGCCCGUUUUGGUCCUGGAUGAGGACUACAGAGACACUGGCACAGUCCACAGCUCACGUCAGGGUUUUGUAGCAGAUUUCAUUAACUUAACUUCCAGGUGUACAGGUUUUACGCUCUAGAGACGGACUGGAGGUUCUGCAAAAAUUGGCAAAGACUGACUUUGAUCAACAGACAAGCUGCUCCUGGCUGGCCAUGUGUUUAGCUGCUCUCUGCAAAUUCAGAGCACGCAAAAAAAAAAAGAUUACCUCCGUUGCUGCCUGACUGCAUAUAAUGCCGAUGCCAUUAUUCAAAAGUACCUUUUACUACUUUUUUUUUAAAGCAGGGACGGCUCCAGACGGAGACAGAGGAAUGAAGAGCUGACGGGACUUGACAUGACCUGCCUUGUCUCAGGCGUGUGCAGUUUAUAAGAACUGCUCCUCAGUCGAGCCUACCAUUUCACUUAAUGGAGGGGAGAAAAUGUAUGCUUGUAGAAAAACAAGCGUUUGUAUUUUUAAUGCUCUUUAUUACUGUCAAUUGUUAAUUGUUAAGCCAACACCGGAUUAACAACACAUGUACAAUAUAUUAUAUUUGGUACAACAUUUGCUCGUCUACUUUGCUUUUAUUGCCGAGUGCCAAAAUGUUUCAAACAAACUAGAGCAGCAGCUCACUACUAACAUGCGUCAGAGAAAGUAAGAGACCAGAAAGAGAAAAAUGUGAAUGAGGACAUUUUUUUCUCUCUUGGUUCCCCCGCCAACAACUGCAGUUCUUGGAAAACGAGGGACUGCCUGGGUGUCCUUCCCAUCCCCCAGUGUGCUGAUGGUGUUGAAUCCCCUCUGCUCCACCAUUGGUCCUCAAAUGUGAGGGAGGGGCGUUUCAGCCCUUGGCAUGCCAGCACUGGCCCCCCAGGCUCAUUUGAACUCUUUUGAUGUCGCCACGCUUUCUCACCAUGACCCCAUCUGUUGGGUUUUGCGACAGCGUGAACAACGCUUCAUUGAGGGAAAAAUCCAUUAAAUUAGCAUGUUGAACAACAAAUGCUGAAAGAACCAAACAUGAUUUCAACGUUGUAACCGUCAGAGGAAUAGCUCGACGGUUUGGGGAAUGCACUUAUUUCGCUGUCUUGCUGAAAGUUACAUAAGAGGAUUUAUACCACUCUCAUGUCUGUGCGUUGAAUAAAGGCCGAAGCUGGCAGCCGACUAGCUUAGCUUAAUUUAGCACAGCUAGCCUAGCUCUGUUCAGGGGUAACGAAACUUGCAUAUCAUCAUUUCACUGACUAACACAUUGUAUCUCAUUUGUUUGAUCAAUCUAAACUGAACUAAACCAAAAAGCAAGCAAUCCCUGUCUGUGUGUCCUUCGCAUAUGUCAAGAACUUUUCAUCUGAUCUACUUAACAUUUGCCGCAAG
Anoplopoma fimbria (sablefish) is the source of this 3763-nucleotide messenger RNA. It is a transcript of the gene nol10, whose product is annotated as nucleolar protein 10. Gene Ontology annotation, cellular component: 90S preribosome; nucleolus; nucleus. The record is from RefSeq and is a predicted model, not a curated record. Gene Ontology annotation, molecular function: protein binding. NCBI's taxonomy places the organism in Eukaryota, Metazoa, Chordata, Actinopteri, Perciformes, Anoplopomatidae. Gene Ontology annotation, biological process: maturation of SSU-rRNA from tricistronic rRNA transcript (SSU-rRNA, 5.8S rRNA, LSU-rRNA). The transcript has 21 exons. The coding region runs from base 134 to 2359 and encodes 741 amino acids.